AUGAUUUUAAGAAGACCACAAAAAUCAUCAGCAUCCUGCCGAUACAUGUACAUUUUUUCCCUAAUUAACUUAUUGAAAACAACAGCGAAUGGUCUGACAAAAUCCACAUAUACGUAUAUUCCAAACUCCAAUUUUUAUUUUUCUCAAAUACAAAAAAAAGCAUAUAAAUUAAUUUUUGGUAAUUGUUCGAAUAAGGAAAAUUAUAAUGCUUACGUAUAUAAAUCUUAUAAAAAGUAUAAAAUGAAUAAAAAAUUUUCGAAUUCUAUAAAUAUGAAUAAAAUUAAUGAAAAUGAGAAUGUUUUAAAAGAUAAUAAUAACAUCCCAGCAUUUAAUAAAAAUAAUAGUGACGCAAAGAAUUAUGGGAACUUUAAUCAAAGUGGCAGGAAUUCUGCUUUUGGUAAACGAUACUCCCAUGGUAGUAAGAGUAAAAGCAAGAUAUCAUCAAACAGUUAUAUUGGUGGCGGGAAUAAUAACAGCUACGUGAGCAACAGCAAUAUUGGUAGUGGCGGAGGUAGUAAAUACACAACGAGCCAUAAUUAUUCGAGUGCUUAUUUGGGAAAUCGCCCUGGAAACAAUUCAUCUGCGCACAAUAAAAAAAUGAGUAAUAAAAAUGAAGAAUCGAAUUAUUCAUUAAGUGAAACGAAAUUAAAUACAAAUGCAAAUUACAUGAAUUCUAACGUGAAGGAAAAUAAAUGUGGAUACCCCAUGAACAGUAAUGAUUCAAACACACCACUUUCGAACGAUAGUAAUAAAAUAAAUCAAUAUAACACCAAAAUGAGUACGUUCAAUAAAGAUAAUAUGUUGUUGAAAAGUGUAAAAGAAGAAAAAAUGUAUAACAACAAUGGUUUAGGCUUAAAUAGUAGCUUGAACAAUUGUGAUAACAAUGUGAGUAGUAACAUAGACAAUACAAAAAAUAACAUGAAUAAUAACAUUGGUAAUAGCAGUGUAAAUUCUGCCAGAGCGAAUUAUCAAGAGAGUAACACAAUGAAAAGCUCAAGUUACAGAAACAGGAAGAGCGGUAGUAGCGGAAAUAAUAAGAACAAAAGCAUGAGCGAGAAGAAAACGAGCAUGGAAGGUAUAAAUAGCUCUAGUUUAAAAGGUAAUGAACGAUUUAGUCAUAUUAAUGAUAACUGUUCAAGUAGCACAAAAUAUAAUGCAAAAAAUGCCUUCAUUUCAAAUAAAAAAAAUAUUUCUACGCACAACACAAAUUUAAGCAGCACGAGCAAUAAUAAUUUUAAAAAGGACAGUGAAAAUAUUAUCCUUUCACAGGAUAACUUCAAAAGAGAAGUUUUAGAUGAUGUACUGAAUAAUAAUAUGAACAUCCCAGAACUAAGUAAAAACGUUGAUGUUAUCAUGGAUACCAAUAUGAACCAAAAAGACAGUAUCCUUAAUGAUGUAAACGCCUUCACCAGUACCAGUAAUAAUAAUCGUACAGGCAAUACGAGAGGUGGUAAUGGUAGAAGCAGUAACGGACGCAGUAGUAACAGACGUAGUUCUAAGAGUCAAAGAGGAAGAAGAAGAAGGAACAACAAUGGAAGUAUUAAUAACGGAAGUGGCAACAACGGAAAUGGAAACAGCAAGAGCAUGAACAGCAGCAUUUCCAAUCGUAACGGAAAUGGAAAUAAUAGCAAACGAAAUAGCAAUAGUAAAAGAAGUAGCAACAAUCAUAAGAACAGGCGAAGUAGUAAGAGCAAUGCGAGUAUGUUCAAAUUAAACAGUAUGAUGAAAAACAAAGAUGAACAAAUUAAUGAGAAUUUUGAAAAUCAGCUACCAGAAAACGAAUGUAUGCAAGAUAAUUCAAACAAUUUAAGGGGCACAUCGGAAAAUCAACCAAUCCAUAGCAUUAGAAACAGAAACAGCAAGAUGGCGCAAUACAACUCUAGCGGCCCGAUAAGCAAUGGAAGCACGGUGGAUAACAAUGGAAUUCGAAUGCAAAAUGUUAGCAACACAAACAACAUGAACAAUAUGCACAACGUGCAAAACUUGCACACCAUGAAGAUUCAGGAACAGGGGAAGAUAGGUUUAAGAGAAAAUGAAAAGAAAGAUUCCGUCAUAAUGGGUAUGAACACAAGAAACAUAUCAUAUGAUAGUAAGGCAAAUAAUUACAACAAAGAGGCUAAUCCAACGGAAAUUUAUGAAUCUAAGAAGGAUGAUUCGUAUGCGAAUUAUUCCACGUCGAACAUCAUGAGCAAUAUGAACAACCUGAACAGCAGUAUGAACAACACGAACAGCAGUAUGAACAACCUGAACAGCAGUAUGAACAACACGAACAGCAGUAUGAACAACACGAACAGCAGUAUGAACAACACGAACAGCAGCAUGAACAACACGAAAAACAGUAUGAACAACAUGAAUAGUAUGAGCACCAUUGCCAACCUGAACAACAUAAACAGUAUGAGCAACAUGAGCACGGUUACAAACACAAACAAUAUCAGCACCGUCUCCAACGCAAUGGAAGAUCAAUAUUGUGGAAAUAAUCAAAAUAAACAAAGCUGCAACACGAAUAGCCAAUCCUCCUAUCUGAACAUGGAAUCAGAUGCAUUUUUGUUCUACGAUUUUAACGAAUUUUUAAACUACAUGUAUAAGGAUGAGAAUAUAUUAACCCUUUUUUAUAUAAGAAAGAAUUACUUAAAAGCUGAAUCUAGAGAAGAAUUUGUAAACGAAAAUGACAAAGUACAGUAUUCAAUAAUAUGGUCCUUUGCAAAUGAUGAAAAAAUUACAGUUACUGGUACACAUAGCACAAAGAAAUUAAGCAAAAAAGUAUGCGUAAAAAAAAUAUUAUUAAAAUUAAAAAAUAUAUCUCUUUUAGAAUUAGAUCAAAUGACUAAAUGGAUGAUAAAUAACUUAAAUGUUAUGCUGAAAGUGGAACAUAAAAAUAUGGAAAGCAAAUUAAACAAUAACAAUAUGUAUUGUACUACCAUAGAAUGGAAAGUUAACAAUAAAAUUUAUCAAGCAUCAGGUGUACACGUGAAUGAAAAAAUUUCUGAAAUUAUUGCUACGCAUAAACUAUACAUGCUAUUGUAUGACAUUAAGGAUCAGCUAAUCAAAGAAAUGGAGGGAACUAAAAUGCUCAAUCACCAUGGAGUUUCAGGUCCUAUGAAAAGCAUGGAUAACAGCCUCUUCGACAAAAUGAUGAAUAACAGCCACAAAGGAUACGAUGAUCAUGGUUCGAAUAAAAUUGGUGUUAAGUAUGAAUAUGGAAAAGGACAAAUGAUUCCAAACAGAAACAUGAUGGAUGUUACAUCUUUAUAUAAAUGUGGUAUCACGGCUAAUAAGGAUUACAAUAUACAAGGUUUGAAUAACUACAACACAUAUUUUAACCCGAAUGAUGGUAUCCUACGAACACCAUGUGCUAACAAUCCAAUGAUGCAUUCAGUACAAGGGGUUGUUGUUGGUAAUGUUAACCCUUUUGUCAGAAGUGGAAAUAAUAACAUGGAAUUAGCAAAUGCUGGUGCUCUUAAUGCAAAUAAUAACCCCAACAUGAACCUCAUGAACUAUCAAAAUGUUAACAAUAUCAAUAUGCCCAUUUUGAAUGAUAAAAAUUUUGGAAUAGGUGUAGGGCCUAACAUGAACGGAUUAAUAAAUAAUCCAUCAAUGGUAACUGCAGCACCAGUGAUAUCAGACCCAUCAGAACUUAUUGCAUAUCAUUUAACAAAACAAGAUUCUGGUAGCAUACAAAUGCUGAGAAAUAAUAUUGCUUCAAGAUAUAAAGUACAUCAAACGGAAAAUUUCGAACAAGUUUAUAAUUUGUUCAAAUGUACCCUGGAAUGGGAUUGGAAAAAUGGAAAAAUAGCUUGUAAAGCAAAAAGUGUUGGUUAUGGAACGACAAAAAAUUUGGCAAAAUGUGAAGCUGCUUACGAUAUGCUAGUGAAAAAUAAUUUAAUAGAAUACAUAUCUGCAACGGAUAGAAAAAAUGCUCAAUAUAUAAGGGAUCUAAUUCAAAAGGAUGUAACCAAAGCUUUAAAUUUAGCUAUUCAAUUCAUUAUGCAAUAUAGUAGUAAUGCUUGGUCUAUUUUUUUAAUUUAUCUACUCAGAGAGUUGCUAAUAGAUGGAAAUUAUGAUCACAUAAACAGACUUCUAACAACAGUGGUGGAAGUGAGUAAAGAGGGAAGAAUAGAGGCAGAUAAAAUAAAAAACGAAAGUAAUAAUAUAAAUGGGCUUAAUGGAGGAGGAGGGGUUGGUGGUAAUACUAAUGUCAGCAACAGUAGAAUGGAUCCAAAUAAUUUACACCGAUCUAAUAGAUUGAAUAAUAAUGGAACAAACAAUUGCUUAUACAAUAUCAAUCCUGAUGGAGAAAACUACGUAGAUAGCUCAAGCAGUUUAUUCUUUUGCCAUCCAUACAUUAAGAACGUAAGUGAAAACAGCAAUUAUGUACACAAAUUGGUAUCCAUAGAUUUGUGGGAAAAGUUAAUAGAUGAAUGUGUUAUUGUUCUUAAUGACAAAUUGUGCUUCCAUUGUAUAUCCCUCUUGAAAGAAGUGGAGCUAGAUUACUCAAUUUUUAUAUCGAAAUGUGCACAUGAUUAUUAUAAAAAAUAUAGAAUUAUGUUAGCCUUAGAAUUACAAGCGAAUUUAUCACAAAGUAUUCAAGAAAAAAAAGAUUUUGAAUAUCUACAUGAAAAUAAAUCAUUAUUGUUAAAAGUUAAAAGUGCAACUAUGCCCAUUUUGUCUUUUACUUGUACAUUAACAUUGGAAGAAAAGGAAUGGAUGAAAUCAACACAAAUGAGAGAAGACGAUAUUGUUCUGUUAAAACCAUGUGAUUUACUUCUUACAGAUGAAGAUGCAUGGGCAAGCAGUCUUAUUGGUACCAUAACAAGCACAAAGAGUGACAAUACGAUUUAUAAUAUUAACGUGAGAAUUUUCUCAGCGGAAAAUACGAGAAAAGCAAAUGUAAAAUAUAGUAAAUAUAAAUUAUUUCUACUAUUGAAUAUAGUAACACAUGAAAGAAUGCUACAAGCCUUGAGAUCUAUAACUUUUAUAAGUUCCAUUCCCACCACAUAUCAAUCCCCGUAUGUAUUUACACCAGAAAUUCGUUUCUUAAUAUUACACUCUUAUAAUAAGUAUUCAAAACAUAUUGCUCAAACAGGAAAACUUAAUAACGAAAUCGCUGAAUAUGAAAAAAUUAAGAUGGAUUUUCAUAACAAUGAAUCAAUGAAAAAUAACGCACAAGAAGAUCUACUAAGCCAGUACAGUGGUCAGGCGAAGAAUCCAUAUGAAGAUUUAUUAAACGAUGCAUUAAAUAGACAAAUAGGAAAGACACAUACAGAUGACAUUGAUAAGUAUCUAAUUGAAUCAAUUAAUUUACCAACCAAUUUACCCCUAAACGAUUCUCAAAAAUUAGCAUGCUUAAGUGCACUCACCAGAAGAUUAACUCUAGUGCAAGGACCUCCAGGUACAGGAAAAACACACGUUGCAUGUGCCAUAAUCGACAGUUGGCAUAGACAGAAUAGUAACAAAAAGAUAUUAGCUGUUGCAGAUUCCAACGUUGCAGCAAAUAAUUUAGUGGAAGGAUUAAAAAAAAGAAAUAUUCAAGCUGUCAGAGUAGGAGCAGGCAGUGAUAGCGAUUUUCAUGAAGAAGCUAUUAUGGAUUUUCAUCGAUAUAAAGAUCUACUAAAAUUGAGGAAGAAUAAUUUACAAAAAGAAGCCAAAGUUAUGAAAGCACUUCUAUUCCUUGAAGCUGUGAAAAAAUAUAAUGUCGUUAUAGCUACAUGCGUUGGUUCAGGUCAUGAAAUUUUUGAUAACGAAAAAUUUGAAAGAGUUAUUAUUGACGAAUGUGCACAAUCUAUUGAACCAUCUAAUUUGAUUCCUCUAGGUCAUUACUGUAAUAAUUUAGUUCUAAUAGGAGAUCAUAAGCAGUUACCACCAACUAUUAUCUCAUCAGAUGCUACAAAAUUAGGAUUAGAUAAGUCUCUUUUGGAACGAUUUGUUAUGGCCAAAAUUGCACCUGUUCAUUUGUUAACAACACAAAGACGUAUGCAUCUAAGUAUAUGCACAUUUCCAAAUAUCCAUUUUUAUGAUAAUAAAUUAAAAACCGAAAAUGUGACAGAGGAAAAUAGGCCGAUUAUUAAAGGAUUCUUGUGGCCAAACCCAAAAUGCCGAUUAGCAUUUAUAGAUGUAUCUCUAGGAAAACAAGGAAGUAAAUUUGAAAAUGCAUAUGGUACUUCGAAAUUUAAUUUAUACGAAAUUGAACCCUUAAUAUCAGUGUUAAAGUCUAUUGUAAAUGAAGGUUGUGUAUCCGUUGAUGAAAUAGGUAUUUUAACAGCAUACGAUGCUCAGAAAGUGAAAUUAAAAAAAGCUGUUCAAGAUGCAUUUCCUUAUGAAGCAGCUUGUAGAAUAGAAAUUGAUUCCAUUGAUGGGUUCCAAGGAAAGGAAAAGGAUUUAAUUCUUUUUUCAGCAGUCAGAUCAAAUGCAAAUAAUGAAUUAGGGUUCUUAAAAGAUGCACGAAGAUUAAAUGUUAUGUUAACAAGAGCAAAAAGAGGCGUAAUUCUAUUUGGAGAUCAAUUUACAUUAGCAAAUGAUCCCGAAAACUGGUUACCCUGGCUUAAUUGGAUAUCAUCUAAAAGGGCUGUUGUACAUAUAACCAAACUGAAUGAACAUUUAGAAAAUGCUGAUUAUUCCCUAUUAGAUAAAUUGAAUAAAAUAAACAAAGCUGUUAAUUUGAAAAGCAUUAACAUCUCAGAUGAUUAUUAUUUAUAUGGAAAUGACACCGGCUUUUCGAACGACUACAAUGAACCACAAAUUUACAACCAGAAUGAAGAUAACACUUUCACAGCAGGAUUGAAUGACACCAAAGAGGAAGUAGAUCAGGUCGAAGAGAUUGUCGAGAAUUGGGAAGAUUUAUUAUGA
Plasmodium gonderi is the source of this 6843-nucleotide messenger RNA. RefSeq lists its product as hypothetical. Bases 1 to 6843 code for a protein of 2280 amino acids. Gene Ontology annotation, molecular function: 5'-3' DNA helicase activity. The record is from RefSeq and is a predicted model, not a curated record. The transcript has a single exon. NCBI's taxonomy places the organism in Eukaryota, Apicomplexa, Aconoidasida, Haemosporida, Plasmodiidae.